GUUGGGAUUGCAGUAGCUCAAUUUGAGCCUGCAUUUGGGCUCAAGGCCCGAGUGUCGAUUUUCUUGUUUCGGUGGAUAAAAACGUCUUUUGUGAAAAUAUAAGUGAUUUUAGUGGUUUCUGCAGUGCAAGUGUUUCACUGUUAGUUUAGUGGCUAAAUAUCGUGUUGGUUUUUAAUUAAAAGUGAUAUCAAUCAGCAGCAUGAUGGGUUUUAAUGGAUUACUUUUUGUUCUACUUUUCACUCACGUUUUUGCCAAUGACGACAGUGCAGGACCAGUCUACACACGAGAACCCCCAAAUCGAGUUGACUUUUCUAAUACCACAGGAGCAACAGUAGAAUGUGCAGCAUCAGGGUCUCCUAAACCAGAAAUUAUUUGGGUUAGGGCUGAUGAUGGAACUGCUGUCGGAGAUGUACCAGGCUUGAGACAGGUUUUACCAAACGGCGAUUUAGUCUUCCCGCCAUUCCGGGCCGAAGAUUACAGACAAGAACUCCACGCGCAGGUGUACGCCUGCUUAGCACGCAGUACGUCAGGCGUUGUCACUUCCAGAGACGUCAACGUUCGAGCAGUUGUCUCUCAAUUUUAUGACACCGACGUAAAUAAGGAAUAUGUCAUUCGUGGUAAUGCAGCUGUUUUGAAAUGCCAAGUUCCUUCUUUUGUUGCUGAUUUUAUACAGGUAGAAUCCUGGAUCACUGAUACUGGAGAAGAAUAUCGUAUGGGCGCUGAUUUUGAUGGUAAAUAUUUAGUAUUGCCAUCUGGAGAACUGCACAUAAGAGAUGUUGGUCCUGAGGAUGGUUACAAAACGUACCAAUGUAGAACUAAACAUAGACUUACUGGUGAAACAAGAUUAAGUGCAACCAAAGGAAGGCUGGUCAUCACUGAACCAGUCGGAAGCGUUAUGCCGAAAUUUUCUUCAAGCGACACAACAAGAGGUUUUACAACAAAAAGUGAAAUGAGUGUUACGUUGCUAUGCCCAGCUCAGGCAUUUCCAGUACCUUUCUUUCGGUGGUAUAAAUUCAUCGAAGGAAGUACAAGAAAACAAGCAGUAGUUUUAGACGACAGGGUGAAACAAGUUUCUGGAACAUUGAUUAUUAAAGAAGCAGUUGUGGAAGAUAGUGGAAAAUAUUUAUGUGUAGUCAAUAAUUCAGUUGGAGGCGAAAGUGUGGAAACAGUUCUAACAGUAACGGCACCACUAAAAGCCCAUGUUGAACCAAGAAGUCAAACAAUCGAUUUUGGAAGACCAGCCGUGUUUACUUGCCAUUUUACUGGAAAUCCUGUAAGAACCGUCAGCUGGAUGAAGGAUGGAAAACCUAUUGGACACAGUGAAGCAGUACUUAGAAUCGAUUCGGUUAAAAAAGAAGAUAAAGGCAUGUACCAAUGUUUCAUUCGUAACGAACAAGAAAGUGCGCAAGGCAGUGCUGAGCUUAAACUUGGAGGAAGAUUCGAACCACCUCAGAUCAGACAUUCUUUUCCUGAAGAAACUAUGCAACCUGGUCCAUCAGUAUUUCUUAAGUGUGCUGCAACUGGUAACCCUACACCUGACAUUACAUGGGAAUUGCAUGAUAAGAGAAUUGUAAACAAUGAUAGGUAUCAGAUAGGCCAAUAUGUUACCGUCAACGGCGAUGUUGUAUCUUUCUUAAAUAUUACUUCAAUUCAUACAAAUGAUGGAGGACUUUAUAAAUGUGUGGCUACUAGCAAGGUUGGAUCAGCAUCCCAUGCAGCCAAAAUCAAUGUUUAUGGUGCACCUUAUGUUCACGACAUGGAGAAGAAAGCUAUUGUUGCCGGUGAAAUUUUGCAAGUGACUUGUCCAGUGGCUGGAUAUCCUAUUGAAUCAGUUUUUUGGGAACGAGAUGGAAGACAGCUCCCUAUUAACAGAAAACAGAAGGUAUUUGCCAAUGGAACAUUAAUAAUCGAAAAUGUGGAAAGGAAUUCUGAUCAGGCAGUCUACACAUGUGUUGCAAGGAAUGCCCAAGGAUACACAGCCAGAGGAACUUUGGAUGUUCAAGUUAUGGCUCCACCAAAAAUAGCUCCAUUCCUUUUCGGGGACGAACCGUUAAAUUUCGGCGAACCAACGUCUGUGACUUGUAUUAUUCUGGGGGGCGAUUUGCCAAUAAAUGUUACAUGGUUGUUAAAUGGAUAUCCUAUAGAAUCAGAUUUGGGAAUCACAUUAGGAAGUAUGGGAAAACGAACACACAUUUUGAAUAUCGAUAGUGCUUCGGAAAACCAUGCAGGAAAUUAUACUUGUUUUGCACAAAAUUAUGCAGGCAUAGCUCAGCAUACUACGAUAUUGAUUGUUAAUGUACCUCCGAGAUGGGUCUUAGAACCUACAGAUAAAGCAUUUGCUCAAGGAAGCGAUGCUAAAGUUGAAUGUAAAGCCGAUGGCUUUCCUAAACCACAAGUUACAUGGAAGAAAUCGACUGGUAAUACACCAGGAGAAUAUAAGGAUUUGAAAAUGAACGAUAACGAUAUUAAGGUAGAAGAUGGAACAUUGACAAUCGCUAACAUUCAAAAAACAAGCGAAGGAUAUUACUUGUGCGAAGCUGUUAAUGGUAUUGGAUCUGGAUUGUCGGCAGUUAUAUUAAUUAGUGUUCAAGCUCCUCCUCAAUUUGAAAUUAAACUCCGCAACCAGACCGCUAGACGUGGCGAACCUACUGUACUUCAGUGCGAAGCCAGAGGCGAGAAACCUAUUGGAAUUUUAUGGAACAUGAACAAUAAACGUUUGGACCCCAAAUCAGAUAAUCGGUACACGAUUCGUGAAGAAAUUUUACCUGGCGGAGUUUUAAGUGACUUGUCUAUUAAACGUACUGAAAGAGCCGAUAGUGCCUUGUUUACUUGUGUGGCGACCAAUGCUUUUGGAAGUGAUGAUACGAGCCUCAACAUGAUUGUUCAAGAAAUGCCUGAAGUACCAUAUGGACUUAAAGUUCUCGACAAAUCCGGCCGAUCCGUUCAGUUAUCUUGGGCAGCACCUUAUGAUGGAAACUCACCAAUAAUUAGGUUCAUGAUUGAAUAUAAAAUUGCUAAAGGAAAUUGGGAAAAUGAUAUUGACAGAGUUUUGGUACCUGGAUCACAGAGCGAAGCCGGCGUUUUCAAUCUCAGACCUGCAACUACUUAUCACUUAAGAAUUGUAGCUGAGAACGAAAUUGGAACUUCUGACCCAUCAGAUACUGUGACUAUCAUCACUGCCGAAGAAGCACCGUCUGGAGCUCCUACUUCAAUCAAAGUGGAACCAUCUGAUCAAAAUACUUUGAAGGUGACAUGGAAACCACCAAAUCGCGAAGACUGGAACGGAGAUAUUUUAGGUUAUUAUGUUGGAUAUAAGGUUACUGCUCAUUCUGAUAAACCCUACUUGUAUGAAACUGUUGAGUUCAGCCAAGAAGAAGGAAAAGAACAUCAUUUAUUAAUUCAAGGAUUGAAAACGUACACGCAAUAUAGUGUAGUAGUACAAGCAUUUAACAAAAUUAACGUUGGACCAACGAGUGAAAUAAUUCUUCAAUACACUGCCGAAGGAACACCUACCCAACCUCCUAGUGAUGUUACAUGUACAACUUUGACUUCUCAGACAAUCAGAGUGUCUUGGGUCAGCCCACCUUUGGCUACUGCUAACGGUGUUAUCAAAGGGUAUAAAGUCAUUUAUGGACCAAGUGAUUUGUGGUAUGACGAGAAAACCAAAGAUACGAAAAUAACUGCUUCAAGUGAAACAAUAUUACAUGGACUCAAGAAAUACGCAAAUUAUAGCAUGCAGGUUCUUUCAUUUACUACCGGUGGUGAUGGUGUUAGGAGCACGCCGAUACAUUGCCAAACUGAACAAGAUGUCCCGGAAGCCCCGACAGCAGUCAAAGCCCUUGUCAUGUCAGGAGAGUCAAUUUUGGUUUCGUGGAAACCUCCCUCCAGACCAAAUGGAAUGAUAACUCAAUACACUGUAUACGUUCGCGAAGAUGGCGGUUCAGGAGGUUCUGGAACGGCUCUUCCUAAAAGUCAGAAGGUCCCAGCUUAUCAAAUGAGUUAUGAAGCAUCAGGAUUGAAAAAGAAAGAUAGGUAUGAAUUUUGGGUUACUGCCAGUACCAAUAUUGGAGAAGGACAACCUAGCAAAAGUGCAACAUUAAGUCCAAGCAAUAGAGUUCCUGCAAAGAUUGCAUCAUUCGAUGAUACAUUUACGGCUACAUACAGAGAAGACGUGAAACUGCCCUGCGUUGCUGUUGGUGUUCCUCAACCAGAAAUUGUUUGGAAGGUUAAAGGAUCAGUGUUUGCGCCUACUGAUAGAAUUAGACAAUUACCUGAAGGUUCACUAAUGAUUAAAGAGGCUACACGCCAAGAUGCUGGUGAAUAUUCUUGUCACGUCGAAAACUCAUUUGGAAAAGAUGCUGUUACCCAUCAAUUGAUUGUUUUGUCACCACCCCAUUCCCCGAUUUUAACACUUACCUCGACAACUGUUAAUUCUUUGACGAUGAAACUGAAAGCUCACCCACAAGAUGCUGUUUUACAUGGUUACACCGUACAUUACAAACCUGAAUUUGGAGAAUGGGAUACUGUUCAAGUUGCCAGUGACGCCACGAAAUACACACUGGAGGGACUUUAUUGUGGAAGUAGAUAUCAAGUUUACGCUACUGCUUAUAAUAGCAUUGGAACGGGAGAUGCAAGUGAUGUUCUGAAUAUUCGCACCAAAGGAUCCAAACCUGUAUUGCCAGAAGCUUCAAGAUUCCUCCAAGUUUCAUCUACUAGCGUAACAUUGAAUCUAAGUGCCUGGUCAGAUGGAGGAUGCGCUAUGAGUCAUUACGUUGUAGAAAAUAAGAAAAAAGCUCAGGCAGAAUGGACGCAAAUUUCAAAUAAUGUGAAACCAGGAAGCAAAAACUUUGUUGUGUUAGAUUUAGAGCCUGCACAAUGGUAUCACUUACGUGUUACUGCUCAUAAUAAUGCUGGUUUCACCGUAGCUGAAUAUGAAUUUGCAACAUUGACAAUAACUGGAGGUACUGUCGAACCUGCCCAUGAUAUGCCCAAAUUGACCGCGGAAGAAACACUUCGUGUCAUACUCAGCAAUCUAAACCUUAUUGUUCCUGUAAUUGCGGCAGUUUUUGUCAUAAUAAUUGCUGUCAUUGUCAUUUGCGUUGUCAAAGGAAAGAACGACGGACACGAUGUGGCUUAUGACCAAACUAUGAACGCUGGAAAUACGAUGGACAAACGAAGAGCUGGUGACCUCAGGGACGAACUUGGUUACAUAGCACCUCCAAAUAGAAAAUUACCUCCAGUACCAGGAACCAACUACAAUACUUGUGAUAGGAUAAAACGCGGAACGGUCAUCAGCGUUGAGGAUGAGAUUUGCCCGUAUGCGACAUUCCACCUUCUAGGUUUCAGGGAAGAGAUGGAUCCAGGAAAAGCUUUGAAUUUCCAGACAUUCCCACAUCAGAAUGGACAUACACCGGUGCACCAGGAAGGAAAUAGACCACAACAUGCUCAUUCGCGUGCUGGUAGCCAAUCUAUGCCUCGCCAAAAUAACCGUUAUGCCCGCAAAAACUCACAAGGAGGAAACAGCAACAUCUACACACCAGGACCAGAUUAUGAUGACCCUGCAAAUUGUGCUGAAGAAGAUCAAUACCGAAGCCGUUAUACUCGCGUGAAUUCUUUGGGAGGCUCAUUAUAUGGAGGUGCUGCCGAAUAUGAUGACCCAGCAAAUUGCGCCGAAGAAGACCAGUAUGGAUCUCAAUAUCAGCCUUAUGGUGCACCAUGUGAUCAUUAUGGUUCAAGAAAGAGUAUAGGUGCCCAAAAUAAUGGAGGUGUUACAACUGUUGGAAAUGGCAGUCCGGAACCUCCACCACCUCCACCGCCACCAAGGAACCAUGAUCAACAAGGAAAUGGAAGCUUUAACGACUCCAAAGAAAGCAACGAAAUAUCAGAAGCUGAAUGCGAUCGUGAUCAGUUACCUAGGAAUUAUGCAGUACGUGCUCCCCAUCAUAAAGAUCCACGCUCUACCGAAGAAAUGAGGAAACUUAUUGACAGAAACGAAGCAGAACCAAGGUUGCAAACAGCAAACGCAGGACAACUCACAGCCCACCAUACUAUGGCAGUGUAAUCUGUAAAUUCAUAAUCUGAAUAAAUCAGAUAUUAUUAUGCACCAAUCUAUAGAUGCAUUAAAAGAACGUAUUUAAAACCUAAACGUUCAAGCUUAAAAUGGCUUAAUAAUUUUUGUCAUUUUUAUUAAGUAAAUUUUUUGAACUAUGACCCGUGUCCAUAGUGGUGAUGCAUGAUGGAUCAGCAGGAACUUCGAAAAUUACAAUUUUAAUUUUAGAGUUUUUUGAGAAUGAUUUUUUACAAAUGAGUAUCUAAUUGCAUCACCACUAGAAUAUGGGACAUAUUCAAAAUAGGUGUAUUAAGUUACAUAUAACCACGAAUAUUAUCAUUAAUUGAAUAUUAACUUAUGAUAUACACAGCCAGAUAAUUUAUACAGAAGGUUUUCUUCGUUUUUGGAUACUGCCAAAAUAAUAUAUCUCAAGACUUAUUAUUGAACCAAGUUAGUAUUUAUAUUAGUGAACCAACUUUUGUACCAAUAUUGAAAUUUU
This is a messenger RNA of Ctenocephalides felis (cat flea), 6548 nucleotides long. It is a transcript of the gene Dscam1, whose product is annotated as Down syndrome cell adhesion molecule-like protein Dscam2. Gene Ontology annotation, biological process: homophilic cell-cell adhesion; dendrite self-avoidance; axon guidance. The coding region runs from base 200 to 6061 and encodes 1953 amino acids. Gene Ontology annotation, molecular function: cell-cell adhesion mediator activity. NCBI's taxonomy places the organism in Eukaryota, Metazoa, Arthropoda, Insecta, Siphonaptera, Pulicidae. Gene Ontology annotation, cellular component: axon; plasma membrane. The transcript is spliced from 35 exons. The record is from RefSeq and is a predicted model, not a curated record.